AUGUGUAACAAUCUGCGCAACAAAAGGAAACGAAUAUCGGGACCGUUGACUGUGGACGAACUCGAUAAUGCUAACUUGUACUGGAUCAAAUCGGGCCAGAGCGAUCGCUUCCAAGACGAAAUAGAAGCGUUGAGAAAGGGUAGUCCGAUUCCACGAGAUAGUCGUAUUGCAAGUCCCGAUCCCCAACUCGUGGCCGGUGUUUUACGGGUAAGCGGCAGAAUCGAAAAGGCAGAAAUUCCGUGGGAGUCGAAGCACCCACUUAUAUUGGGCCACGGACAUGAUGUCACGCGGUUGAUCGUGAUUCACUACCACCAAAAUCUUAUCCACGCUGGAGUCAAACAUGUCUUUAAUCACGUACGUGAGAAAUACUGGAUUUUGCACGGUUGAGCCGAAGUUAGAACUGUACAGUCAAGUGCCUACUAUGGUUUUGCCAUCGUGUUAAUGGCUAAUUUACCGAAUGUACAUCUCGCAGGCGCAAGUGUUCCUUUUCGACACGUUCGGAUUGAUUAUGCCGGACCGUUUGAGAUACGAAUUGGACGCAAGCGAAAGGAAAAACGCUACAUUUGCUUAUUUCGUGUCACACAUAGUUUGGACACUGACUCGUGUAUAAUGGGAUUGCGACGAUUUAAAGCGCGUAAAGGAAUCUAUGUUUGUAUAAUGAGUGAUAAUGGGACAAAUUUCAUAGGUGCCGAAAUAGAGUUGCGCAAGGCGUUGGAAGAUCUGGAUCAAGAGAAAAUCUCAAAUAAGUUAACAGCACGUGGAGUACGUUAGAUCUUUAACCCGCCUGCUGCCCCAUGGUUUGGAGGUGCCUGGAAAACGUUAGUAAAGACUGUCAAACGGGCAUUGUAAGUUAUGCUUGGGAAUGUCCUUACAGUCGAUGAAGUUUUCCUUAUUGUCAUUGCCGAGGUAGAAGCGAUGCUGAACUCUCGUCCACUUGUCUAUGGUGGAAGCAGUGAUUACCAACAGAUCUCAGCGUGAUUACACCAAAUCACUUCUUGCAUGGUCGUGCGAGUUCAAACGUGUCGCCAGGGGAGUUUAACCAACGAGAUAUGUCGUUACGUCGGAGAUGCCGUCAUAGCGAUGCGAUUCCCAUGAAAAACAAAUUAAUGCUAAUGACCGGGAUGACUUUCAAUAACCGAAUCGAGAUACCCAAGCAAUCCCGCAUAAAAAUCAAUUCUCUUCUCUUGCUGUCGAGGAGACAAGUGAAAGCGUAUCUGCUUCAACGACAAACUUCGAAAAUCAAUCUACAAGGAAGCGUGUUAAAUUAAAGAAGAAAUUGUUCUUAUUGGUGAUUCAAUAGUGAAACACAUCGACCCUCGAAAACUUACAAAAAAAAAAGUUUAUAAAUUUACAUACCCAGGGAAAACUGCCGAAGAAAUUGAAAAGGAACUUAACAUUAUUAAUAUUCAAUCAUCUCCCUCCCACGUAAUUAUUCACGCUGGGACAAACAACAUUCCGAUAGACUCAACCAAAGCAUGUUCGAAGAAAUUAGAAAGGCUUGUUAUCAAAACCAAAGCAAAAUUCCCUAAUUCAAAAGUUGGUUUAUCUGGAAUCACGUUUAGACAGGAUAUAGAACAAGCAACUAAAAUACAGGAAGUCAACAACAAACUCGAAGAAAUGGCUGCAAAGCACGAUGUUAUGUUCAUUGAUAACUCUUCCAUUGAUCACACAUGUUUAAAUGGGAGCAAUCCACAUCUUAACGGCAAAGGUUCGGCAGUCCUGGCCUCACAUUUUAUUACCUUUCUGAGAGGUAAUAGUGUAGUUCAAGACUCGUGGGGAACUCUCGCAAAAUUCAACGAUAAAUUCACGGUGUGA
Molecule: messenger RNA, 1815 nt
Organism: Paramuricea clavata
Lineage: Eukaryota; Metazoa; Cnidaria; Anthozoa; Malacalcyonacea; Plexauridae
Source: the annotation of a GenBank genome assembly